Molecule: messenger RNA, 1659 nt
Organism: Colletotrichum orchidophilum
Lineage: Eukaryota; Fungi; Ascomycota; Sordariomycetes; Glomerellales; Glomerellaceae
Product: rhamnogalacturonase B
Exons: 5
Coding region: 1-1659 (552 amino acids)
Biological process (GO): pectin catabolic process
Molecular function (GO): carbohydrate binding; carbon-oxygen lyase activity, acting on polysaccharides
Source: RefSeq, a predicted model, not a curated record
AUGCACACCCUCGGCUUUCUGACGUGCGUUGCUGGACUCUGGGGCACAGCAUCCGCAGACUUCGGCCUGACGACAUCAAACACCUCGUACACGGUCGACACGAACGGAGGACUGGUGUUCAAGGUGGACCGCGCGAAUGGCGACAUCACCAGUCUCAUUUACAACGGUGUCCAGUACCAAGAGACGACCAAGAUGUCACAGAUCAACUCCGGUUUGGGCACCUCAAAUGUCACAGCCGAGACCGUAAACGGCUACAUCAAGAUUACUGUCAAGGCCGGCUCGCAGCCCUUGACACAAUACUAUGUGGCCAAGUCAGGUGACCCGAUCAUCUACAUGGCGACUUAUAUCACGGGCGAGAUCGCCCCUGGGGAGCUGCGCUGGCUCGCUCGCCUCCAGCGCAAGCAAGUGCCGACAGGUGUGCAUGGUAAUGUCGCCGAUCUCGAUGGGUGCGAAGCCUUUGAGGGCAAGGACACAUUUAAAUGUCCGGAUGGUACCACUAGAUGCAAGAUGUACACAUCCGAUCGUUUCAUCGACGACAAAGUCCAUGGCGUAACGGGCAAUAAAACUGGGGUGUGGAUGGUCAUGCCUGGAAACGCCUACGAGUCCUCUUCCGGUGGCCCCUUUAUGAGGGACAUCAACUCGCAAAGCACCGCCGAGCAGGAGCUUUACUUUUACAUGUAUAGUGGUCAUCUUAGGACCGAGCGUUUGCGGGUCGGUCUUAAGGGUCCCUACAGGAUGGUCUUCACCUCCAGCACACAGCCGCCCUCAGCGAACGUCGACAUGAGCUUUUUCGACUGUUUGAACAUAGAUGGUUAUGUCCCUGACAGUGGACGUGGAAGUGUCUCCGGCACCGCGACGGGCAUAACAGGGAAUUUCGAAACUGUGGUGCAUUGGUUCAAUGGUGAUGCGCAAUACUGGAUCAAGGCGGUCGACGGAAAGUUCACAUCGCCGCUCAUGAAGCCCGGGAAAUACACGAUGAAGUUAUACCGAAACGAGUUCCCCGUCGCCAACACUAGCGUAACCGUCACGGCGGGCGGGAAGACGACCCAGGACAUUGUCUCGACCGAGUCCGAGCCGUCGAUUAUUUGGCGCAUCGGCGAGUUCGACGGACAACCCUUUGAAAUGAAGAAUGGCGACAAGUUCCUGAGGAUGCAUCCCUCGGAUGUCCGCAUGGCGAGCUGGGGAGGCGAGUACACCGUCGGCACGUCUCAGAGCAAAGACUUCCCCAUGGCCAUAUUCUCCAAGAUUGGCGGCAACGCCACCAUUCACUUCGAUCUGACUGCCGAUCAGCUGGACGGGGUUGUUGUGCGCGUCGGGACGACGCUAUCGUUCAAGGGCGGAAGACCUAGUAUUAUUAUUAAUGGAUGGCAUGCAGCCGAUCCUGGUCCUCCGACACUCAUUGACUCCCGCGGGGUGACUCGUGGUGCCUAUCGCGGAUACGGUGACGUGUACACCAGUGAAGUACCAGCGAGCGCGCUGAAGACAGGAACGAAUACCCUCGUACUGGGGGUACUUGGAACGGGGGAUGGUGCCUUUUUGAGCGCCAACUAUAUCAUCGAUGCAAUUGAGUUGCAGGGUAAAGGGGGAGCCAAGAACGCUACUUCGCUACCGCUACCUGCUCAUAGGCACCAACGGCAUACUAAGCCCCAUCAAAUAUGA